This is a messenger RNA of Paramecium sonneborni, 2089 nucleotides long. Lineage: Eukaryota; Ciliophora; Oligohymenophorea; Peniculida; Parameciidae. The record is from the annotation of a GenBank genome assembly.
AUUAUUACAUCAUGUUGAUCUUUUUAGUUUCUAGUUUAAUUGCAUACUCUUGUAAUUUAUCAAUACAACCCUUUAAUAGUUUCCUUGACAGUUUAUUAAGAAUUGAGUGAAAAAUCCUUGUCUCAAGUUAUUCAAACUAAUAUAAAGACAUGUUCUAUUCUAAAUAAAAUUGAUUUUUACUUCAUUAAUGAAUAGUAACCCUAAUCUAAUUAUUAAUUCAAAAUAAUUGAACCACAUUAUGCUAUAGAUUUGUAUAUUGAUUUUUUCCUAAUCGAUUCAUAUACAGAUUAAAAUGUCAACAUAUUUUUGGAUAACAUCUUAAUUGAACAAUAUCAGAAGCAUUAAAAAUAUCCAAUCCCAUUUUGUGAUGACUAGGUUGAUAGUGAAAUGUAUACAUAUUUUACGACCUAUUCUCAUUUUUAAUAAGAUUUGAAUUUAUUGAUUUAAUUGGAAAAUCCAACUAAGUUUAUUCUAGGCAUAAGAAAUAUCUAAAUAGUUCCAAAAUUAUGUCAUGAUACUUGUAGUUAAUGUAUCGGACCAUCAGAAAAUCAUUGCAGAUCUUGUGUUUUAGGAGCUCAACUUGAUAGAAAAACAAAUAAAUGUAUUUGCCCUUAAACUUCACCUUUUUUAAGUAUCGAACAUAAUUAAUGUUCUAUAAAAUGUGACAUCCAUGAUUAUUAUGAUAAUUAAUUGAAGAUGUGUUUGCCUGAUAAAAGUAAACAAUUUAGAUUAAAUUAGAUAUUGAAUAAAUGCAACUCCAUUUUUGGGAUGUUUAUGUGUAGGAAAAUUGGACAAUUAUUGAAAAUGAAAUUGAAUCUGAAAUUCAAGAUAAAAUAUACUCUAAUGUAGUAGGAUUAUUUUCAAUAAAUUAAGCACUUCGCUAUCAAUUCAAUAACUCAAAUAUUUUUUAAUCUCUAAGAAUAAGAGCGGAUAUUUAUAUUUUUUCAUCACUUGUUAAUCCUGAUAUUUUCAUCCAAGUAGAUUAAAUAAAAAUAAACACCAAACCACUUCAUACACAAAAAAUUACUGGUUAAUAGGGAUACUAAUUAUUUCAAAUAGAUUAAAUCAUUGAUAGUAAAUAAAAUUCUAAAAUUACAUUUUCACUCUAAGGAGAUCCAAAUACUAGAUGGGGUAUUAGAGAAGUAGUAUUUAAUCAAGUGAAUUGCUAAUCAGCUUGUUAACAAUGUUAUUCUAAAACGACAUGUUAAUUAUGUAAAUCUGGUUAUUUGCUUUAUUUAGGACAAUGUGUUUAAUCUUGUCCUAAAUAUUCAUAGCUCUAUAAUGAAAACACUUGUAAAGAUGUCAAAGAGAAUUAUCCUAAUUCAGAAAUUAUAAUGAGAGCCUUUGAUGACAAUUUAAUAGCUAAUUUUUUAUCGAAAAAUGUUUCAACUCUAGCCUCACAGAAUCAAAAUUAUUAUGGAACAUAUUAUGAUGGAAUCAGAUAUUUGGGAGGUUUAAAGGAUAAUUUUAUUCAACUUUAUCAGAAAUCCUUUUUUUAGUUGCCUCCUCAUUACUAAAUUAUAGUUUAAUUCUAAAUAAUUACAUUUGAAUUCAAUGAAAUUAAUUCAAUGAUAAAUCAAAUUGAAUUAAUCGCAGAUAACACUACCCUAAAAAUUAUAGAUUCAAAAAAAAAUCAACUUCAAGCAAUUCAUUAGGAGUUUAAUCAUGUUUCUAAUAAUUUAUAAUUAUCAUUACUAUCACUUUAAUCUCAAAAUUCAAUUUUUAGUUUUGGAAUAUCUAAUUUAAAUAUCAUGAUUUCUAGAUGUAACCCAUUAUGUAAAUCAUGUAUUGGACCAAAUGAUUCGGAUUGUUUAGAAUGGAUUUAUGAUCAAAAUUCAAAUGAUUAAAAAAAAUGUAAAAAUGGCUUUAUGUUUGAUAUUUUAAAACAAAAAUGUGUGUUAUGUCCACUAGGAUGCUAAAAAUGUUCUGAUUAGAAAACUUGUAUUCUUUGUGAAACCAAUUUUGUUCAAUAAGGUAAUAGUUGCUAUUGUUUAAAUGGCCAAGUUGAUGAUUUUACUUUAGAGUGUACAAGUAUUUUAAUAUAAAAAUAUUUAUAGCCUAUGCAUGAUUAAUUUAAAUUAUUUUUAAC